Mangifera indica (mango) is the source of this 1411-nucleotide messenger RNA. Its product is annotated as homeobox-leucine zipper protein ATHB-13-like. Gene Ontology annotation, biological process: positive regulation of DNA-templated transcription. The record is from RefSeq and is a predicted model, not a curated record. Bases 317 to 1162 code for a protein of 281 amino acids. Gene Ontology annotation, cellular component: nucleus. Gene Ontology annotation, molecular function: sequence-specific DNA binding; DNA-binding transcription factor activity, RNA polymerase II-specific. NCBI's taxonomy places the organism in Eukaryota, Viridiplantae, Streptophyta, Magnoliopsida, Sapindales, Anacardiaceae. The transcript is spliced from 3 exons.
GUAGAACUAUAGAAUUAUCAAACAUCUCUUCCUCACUCUUCCAUCACUCUUCCAUCACUCCUCUUUCUCUCGAAAUUUAAUUUUAUAUAUAAAUCUGAAUCCUAGCAACUGAUAAGGUAUAUAAGCUCCAUCUCUUCAUCUCCUUUCAGUUCAAGAAACUAUAUUUUUGCUUGUUAUAAUUUAUCAAGUCUCUCAGUUCCUUUUCCUACAAAAAGAUCUCUUUUUCUCAGAAAAUCUUCAAACUUUCUCUAGUCUGAACAUGACCCUGAGAUUCUCAUCAGAACUCCAGAGAUUUGUUGCACAAGUUAGUUAGGUCAUGACUUGCAAUGGGAUGGCUUUCUUCCCAACAAAUUUCAUGCUACAAACUGCACAUGAAGAGGACCAUCAACCUCCCACCUCGCUCAAUCCAAUUCUAUCAGCAUGCACACCUCAAGACUUUCACGGGGUUGCAUCGUUUAUAGGAAAGCGAUCAAUGUCGUUCUCAGGAAUCGAUAUUGGUGAAGAAGCAAAUGGAGAGGAUGAUUUGUCUGACGACGGAUCACAGGCAGGAGAAAAGAAGAGGAGGCUUAACAUGGAGCAGGUGAAAACCCUUGAAAAGAAUUUUGAAUUGGGGAACAAACUUGAGCCUGAGAGAAAAAUGCAGCUGGCUAGGGCUCUUGGUCUCCAACCAAGACAGAUCGCUAUUUGGUUCCAAAACAGAAGGGCUAGAUGGAAAACCAAGCAACUUGAGAAAGACUAUGAUCUCCUUAAGAGACAAUAUGAAACCAUCAAAGCAGAUAAUGACAAGCUUCAAGCUCAAAACCAGAAGCUUCAUGCUGAGAUAUUGGCACUGAAAAGUAGAGAAGUUACAGAAUCGAUCAAUCUGAAUAAGGAAACCGAGGGAUCUUGCAGUAAUAGAAGCGAGAACAGUUCAGAUAUAAAAUUGGAUAUCUCAAGGACACCAGCUAUUGACAGCCCUCUAUCUAAUCAUCCAAAAAGUAGACCUCUUUUCCCAACUUCAUCUUCAUUAGUGAGGCCAACUCCAACCGGAGUGGCUCAACUUUUCCACCACCACAACUCAUCGUCAAGGCCUGACCUCCAGAUGGGUAAAGAAGAAAGUCUCAGCAGCAUGUUCUGUGGCAUGGACGAUCAGUCUGGAUUUUGGCCAUGGUUGGAGCAUUAACAUUUCUGUUGAAAUUAUAAAUUCAACUACGAUCCCAACUACUGUCAAAUUGUAAUAUAACCAUUUCCUAAGUUUGUCAAUGUUUUAAACCAAGAAGCCUGCAAUUUGAUAACUUUAUUAAUCUAUGAGUUUCUACUCCUUGUUGAUUUACUAGAGUGGCAUAUAAAGUAGAAUAUAUCAACUUGAUUUUUCAUUAGGGUUGAAGAUCUUUAUGAAGUAAUAAAGGGUUAUCUGCCUUGGAGUUCUAUA